AUGUCGACCACGGGUCCCAUAAGUAAUUAUUAUGUGGACUCCUUGAUCAACCAUGAGAACGAGGAUGUCCUUGCUGCUGCUCGCUUCUCCGCGCCCGGUUCGCACCCAGCCGGCCCUCGACCGACGUCCCUAGUCCCGGAGUGCUCCGACUACCCGUCCUGCAGCUUCGCACCCAAGGCGCCCGUCUUCUCCACCUCCUGGGCCCCCGUGCACUCCCAGUCAUCAGUGGUUUACCAUCCAUACAGUCACCAACCUCACAUAGGCACAGACUCGAGGUACGUGCGCUCAUGGCUGGAGCCGAUAUCAGGCGCAGUGACUUUCCAUGGCUACCCGGGCAGCGGCCGGCACUACGGGCUGAAGCCGGACGCUUUCCAGGAGCACCGAGCCGGGGAGUGCCUCGGCUCCGGCGGACGGACCUACGCGGACUAUCUGUACUGCUCGUCCACUGAGACGCGAGACAAGGCGCAGGCAAACAUACCCUCUCCCGAGUCGGAGCUCCUGGCUUCGGAGAAACUUAAAGACGAGAAGCCGGAGCUAGAUCCGAAUAACCCAGUGGCUAAUUGGAUACAUGCCCGCUCCACAAGGAAGAAGAGAUGCCCUUACACAAAGUACCAGACUCUCGAACUGGAAAAGGAGUUUUUAUUCAAUAUGUACCUGACUCGGGACCGCCGCUACGAGGUGGCCCGGGUCCUGAAUCUCACCGAGCGGCAGGUCAAAAUCUGGUUUCAGAACCGGCGGAUGAAGAUGAAGAAAAUGAACAAAGAAAGGAACGAUAGAAAGGAACAAUAA
Messenger RNA from Limanda limanda (common dab), 789 nucleotides. RefSeq names its product homeobox C9a (gene hoxc9a). Gene Ontology annotation, biological process: anterior/posterior pattern specification; regulation of transcription by RNA polymerase II; embryonic skeletal system morphogenesis. Gene Ontology annotation, cellular component: nucleus. Lineage: Eukaryota; Metazoa; Chordata; Actinopteri; Pleuronectiformes; Pleuronectidae. The record is from RefSeq and is a predicted model, not a curated record. Gene Ontology annotation, molecular function: RNA polymerase II cis-regulatory region sequence-specific DNA binding; DNA-binding transcription factor activity, RNA polymerase II-specific. Bases 1 to 789 code for a protein of 262 amino acids. The transcript has 2 exons.